GCAAACAUACACUUUGCACCAGUUGAACGCGUCCAUCUCGAGGAAUGACAACAAAAGCCGAGCAAGUUUCCAUGUUCUUCCUCAUGACACCUUAAAACCACCCAAUUUCCCCACAAUGAAGCUGGUAGAUCACGUCGUUAGGUCGUUCAGAGUGGCAAAGCUAUUCCGCGACAACACAGAGAGGAUAAAUAACAUAGAUUUCUCGCCAAGUGGAGAUUUGCUCAUAACUUCGAGUGAUGAUGACCAAAUCGUGAUUUAUGACUGUGAAAAGGGCACAAAUAAACGGACACUUAACAGCAAGAAAUAUGGAGUCGACCUCAUCCACUUCACCCACGCUAAAAAUUCCGCGAUCUACAGUUCCACAAAAAUUGACGACACCAUCAGAUACUUAUCUUUACACGACAACAAGUAUAUCAGAUACUUCCCCGGUCAUACGAAAAAGGUGAUAACAUUGAGCAUGAGUCCAAUUGACGACACCUUUAUCUCCGGCUCCCUGGAUAAGACCCUAAGACUAUGGGACCUGCGUUCUCCCAACUGCCAGGGCAUGAUGCACGUGGGGGGUCGGCCGGUGGCGGCUUUUGAUCCGGAGGGCCUCAUCUUCGCUGCGGGAAUCAACUCUGAAAUGAUCAAGCUUUACGACUUGAGAUCAUUCGACAAGGGUCCAUUUAGUACGUUCCAAUUAUCCAUGGAGAAGGAGUGUGACUGGACCGGGAUCAAAUUCAGUCCUGACGGGAAGACGAUUCUCACGUCUACAAACGGAUCUGUUAUCAGACUUGUGGAUGCUUUCCAGGGAACGGCGCUCAAAACCUUUGCCGGACAUCUGAACAACAAAGGCAUUCCCUUAGAGGCGUCCUUCAGCCCCGACUCGCAGUUUAUUUUCAGUGGGUCAACUGAUGGCAGAGUCCAUGUGUGGAAUGCGGAAACAGGCUACAAGGUUUGUGUGCUGAAUGCUGACCAUACUGGGCCCGUUCAGUGUGUCCAGUUCAACCCCAAAUACAUGAUGUUGGCCUCAGGAUGCACAAACAUGGCCUUCUGGUUACCAUCCCUAGAUGACAUGUGAAGAGACAAGCACGCAUGCUAGGAAAGACCUGUGAGAUGAAAUGAAAGAGGAAACAAGAGUUCAGCAGUUCAUCAUUGUUCUUUUGAUGUAUAGCUUUCAAGUCAGAUGAACCAAAGAUUGAAAAAAGAAAACAGAAGAAAGAAAGAAAAAGAAGAGAGAAAAUAUAUGUUCACCUUGUCACAGCUCUUAAGAAAAAAAUGAAAAAGAAAAAACUAAGAUAAAGAGGAAGUCUGUGUUAAAGAUCUGAGACACUGUAUUUUGGGUCCAAUUCUUAGAGCUCUAUGUAACUAAGGCUUUGAAAAAAAAGCCAUAAUUCUAUUAUUGUUUUUUAUUAUUUUUUCCUUUUUUUAAAUUAAUGCUGUCUAAGUGAGAGGAAAUGUUCAACUGAGUUGGACCUUAAAAGAAAUACCGUUCUCAAAUUUAAACUAUUUUGAGAACUUGACCAGAAAAUGCAGAUUUUUUGUGUGUGUGAUCCCUAUUACAUGUCAGCCUUGCUUGAACAUACCUCAGUAUGAUAUGUAUUGACAAAUUUACACAGUAGUUUUUCUUUGUGAUGAUGGUGGAUUUAUGAUGGCGAAUAAAUUACACCGUCAGAUGUGGUUAUUUGAAUGAUGUUUUACUGAAAUAAUA
Messenger RNA from Penaeus monodon (black tiger shrimp), 1690 nucleotides. RefSeq names its product WD repeat-containing protein 82-like (gene Wdr82). The record is from RefSeq and is a predicted model, not a curated record. Gene Ontology annotation, cellular component: Set1C/COMPASS complex. NCBI's taxonomy places the organism in Eukaryota, Metazoa, Arthropoda, Malacostraca, Decapoda, Penaeidae. Bases 116 to 1060 code for a protein of 314 amino acids. The transcript has 8 exons. Gene Ontology annotation, molecular function: protein binding; chromatin binding.